CCCAACAGCUUGACUUAGUCUGCAGGCUGGGUCAGGUGCAAGAGUCCUUUAGAAGUACAACAAGCAGCAAUGGGAGAGAAAAUGGAAAUGGAUGACACAGACUGUACUCUGAUGGAGAAGGGGAAGAAGCCAACAGCGCCAAAACCUCCAAACAAAUAUGAGAGUCUGUUCCAGCCCUGCCUCGCCGAGAUCAUCGGGACCAUGUUCUUUGUUUUCGUGGGCUGUGUGUCCGUCAUUGAGAACGUGCCGGCGGCUGGACGCCUGCAGCCGGCCCUGGUGCACGGACUGGCUGUGGCUGUGAUGGUGGCGGUCAUGGAUAACAUCAGUGGCUCCCAUUUCAACCCUCCCUUCACCAUUGCCAUCUACCUGUGUGGAGGCAUGAAGCUGAUGAUGGUGGGGCCGUACCUGAUCAGCCAGCUGAUCGGAGGAGUGCUGGGAGCGGGAAUGGCCAAGAUGAUGACCCCUGCAGACCGCUACCUCAACGCCACAGGAGCAGCGUUCGACAUCCUGAAGACGGAGAGCCAGCUGUCCGGCGCCAUCUUCGGGGAGGUGGCCAUGACCUGCCUGAUCACCAUGGUGGUGCUGCUGGUGGCGGUCAACCAGAAGACCAAAACCCCGCUGGCUCCCUUCCUGGUGGGCAGCACCGUCAUCAUCAACGUGCUGGCAGGGGGUGAUGUUUCCGGGACGUGUCUGAACCCUGCCAGAGCUUUCGGUCCGGCUCUGAUGGCCAACUACUGGGUGUACCACUGGGUUUACUGGGUGGGACCCAUCGGUGGAGGUCUGGUGGCCGCUGCUUUGCUCAGGCUCAUUCUGGGUGACAGUAAGUUACGAGUGGUUAUGAAAACAUAACAGCCUCUAUUGUGUGUUUAUUUCCUGCAGGUGAUAAUAAACCUGUGAACACUGUGUCUCUUCCUUCUCUGUCAAACUGUAUGAAUUGAAAACCAUGUGGAUUUUUUUCAGUAUGAAAUAAAGAACAAAAACAUGUCAA
Molecule: messenger RNA, 988 nt
Organism: Eleginops maclovinus (Patagonian blennie)
Lineage: Eukaryota; Metazoa; Chordata; Actinopteri; Perciformes; Eleginopidae
Product: aquaporin-8-like
Exons: 5
Coding region: 70-849 (259 amino acids)
Biological process (GO): transmembrane transport; water transport
Cellular component (GO): plasma membrane
Molecular function (GO): water channel activity
Source: RefSeq, a predicted model, not a curated record